Rhineura floridana is the source of this 7647-nucleotide messenger RNA. RefSeq names its product trinucleotide repeat containing adaptor 6B (gene TNRC6B). Bases 436 to 6132 code for a protein of 1898 amino acids. Lineage: Eukaryota; Metazoa; Chordata; Lepidosauria; Squamata; Rhineuridae. Gene Ontology annotation, molecular function: nucleic acid binding. The transcript has 27 exons. The record is from RefSeq and is a predicted model, not a curated record. Gene Ontology annotation, biological process: positive regulation of nuclear-transcribed mRNA poly(A) tail shortening; miRNA-mediated post-transcriptional gene silencing. Gene Ontology annotation, cellular component: nucleoplasm; P-body.
GAUGACUAAGCCAAUUGGAAUUAACAUUAUUGCAGUGCUCACCAAUGGAUGACAUUGAGGGCGGGUCUCGAUGUGUUUGGGUUCGUGCUCCUCCAGGGAGUGAGACGGCGGCGACGAGGAAAGUUUAUUUUUUGGUGGUGGUUCCCCCCUCCUCUUCCCCUCGCCGUUUGUUUUGAUCUCGGUAUCUGGUGGCUCAAUUUCCCUGGAGGAUAAAACGGGCGGGAAAAGUGGCUCUGCAGCAGCGGCAGUGGGAAAGAGGUGGGUUCUGCCUGUGCGCCGCUGCGGGCGAAGGAGGCGACGGCCGUGGCACCUGAAAGUGGUUUGACUUUUGCACUGAAUGUAGCUGGAACAGAUCCUUACGGGCUUCAGCAGCCCUGAGAAGCUGUUAAGACAGAAUUUCGUGUUUCAGCAGAGUUUUGCACAGAUUCUGUUCUCAUGCAAACUGAUGAAGGAGAAAUUUUGUCGAAAGCUGGUUCCAAGAUGGAACAUGAGGAUUUUGUAAUGGAAGGGCAUGGCAAGACUCCACCUCCUGGUGAAGAAAACAAACAAACAUUGUCUGUGGCUACCCAUGACAAAAAUCCAGUGGUACCAGAGGAGGGAGAAUCUGUGGCAGAAGAAAAUCCAGAGCCCUCUUGGUCUUGCACCAGCUAUCACAGAAGAGAGAAGGAGCAAGAAAAGGAAGAACAGUUAAUGGAAGACAAGAAAAGAAAGAAAGAGGAUAAGAAAAAGAAGGAAUCUACUCAGAAGGUAUGCCAGGUCACAGAUCAAAAAACCAAAGUGCCCGAAGCGACGAAACCAAGUUUAAGCCAACCAGUGACCGCCAGCCCAAUUGGCAGCUCUCCAUCGCCACCAGUCAAUGGUGGCAACAAUGCCAAAAGGGUGGCAGUGCCGAACGGUCAACCGCCAAGCACCGCCCGCUACAUGCCUCGGGAGGUGCCACCGCGAUUCCGUUGCCAGCAGGACCACAAAGUGUUACUGAAACGUGGGCAGCCCCCUCCGCCAUCUUGUAUGCUCCUUGGGAGUGGAGUUGGGCCACCUCUUUCUCCAGCACCUGGAGCAAAUCCAAACAACGCACAACCAAUAACAGGAGUGCUGCUGCCAUGUGACAGUGGGACUGCGACAGAUUCAACAACUGGAGGUGGUGCUUCUUCAAAUUAUGCAAAUUCCACUUGGGGUCCUGGAGCCUCCAACAACACCAAUGCCAACCCAACUCACAUCUGGGACAAGGUGAUUGUAGACAGGUCUGACAUGGAAGAGUGGCCUUGUAUUGCCAGCAAAGAUACUGAGUCUUCUUCCGAAAACACCACAGACAACAACAGUGCCUCAAACCCUGGCUUGGAGAAGAGCACUCAGCCAGGAAGCACCACUAGCAACAAAGGAAAAGGAAACCAGUGCCAGUCUGGAAGCCCUGGUAACGAAUGUAAUCUUGGGGUCUGGAAAUCUGAUCCUAAGGCUAAAUGUGUUCAAUCUUCCAAUCCUGCAGCAGAGAGUAACAGUGGUCUAGGAAGCUGGAGGAACUUGAGUGGGCAGGACAGAAUUGGCCCCAGUUCUGGCUUCAGCAAUUUCAACCCAAAUAGCAACCCAUCUGCUUGGCCAGCACUAAUUCAAGAGGGCAAUUCAAGGAAAGGAACUUCGGAAGCUGAUAAUGGUGGCUCCAAUGCACAGAUUACUACAGCAGGUCAGACUUCUAGGGAACAGCAGUCAAAGAUGGAAAAUGCGGGUGUUAACUUUGUCUCUGGCAGAGAACAGGUUCAAAUUCACAACACUGAUGGACCAAAAAGUGGAAACACUAACUCCUUGAACUUAAGUUCACCAAAUCCAAUGGAGAAUAAGGGAAUGUCCUUUGAAAUGGGAUUUGGGAACCCCUCCAGGAGCACUGAUGCCCCUUCACAAAGCACUGGGGAGAGAAAGACUGGGAGUGUUGGGUCUUGGGGUACAGUUAGGGGGCCUUCUGGAAUGGACAGUGUCUCUGGUCAAAGCAACUCUGGAAAUCAUGGGAACAAUGGAAAGGAUAGGGAGGACUCGUGGAAGGGAGCUUCUGUUCAAAAAUCGAAUGGGUCAAGAAACGAUUCUUGGGAUAAUAGUAACAGGUCUACAGGUGAUGGGUCUUGGACCAUUAACCCUCAACACUCUAGUGAAAGUAAAUGGAGUGAAGGGAACAAAAUGACAUCAGGGGUGUCUCAGGGAGAAUGGAAACAGCCGUCUGGGUCUGAUGAACUGAAGAUUGGCGAAUGGAGUGGUCCAAACCAACCAAAUUCUAGCACUGGAGCAUGGGACAAUCAAAGAGGCCAUCCCGUUCCUGAAAGCCAAGGCAAUUCCCAGGCUCCCUGUUGGGGUAGAUCUCCUAGCUCUACAGGAAGUGAGGUUGGAGGUCAAAGCACUGGAAGCAACCAUAAAGCAGGAAGUAGCGACAGUCACAAUUCUGGACGUCGAUCGUAUAGGCCUACACAUCCUGAUUGUCAGGCAGUCUUGCAAACUUUGUUAAACAGGACUGAUUUGGAUCCUCGAGUGCUUUCAAAUACUGGCUGGGGUCAAACUCAAAUCAAGCAAGAUACUGUUUGGGACAUAGAAGAGAUGCCAAGGGCAGAGGGAAAGGCUGAUAAAGGAACUGAGGGGUGGGAGAGUUCUGCCAUGCAGACAAAGAGCUCAGGGGGCUGGGGAGAUGCACCCAGCCAAAGCAAUCAAAUCAAGUCUGGAUGGGGGGAGCUCUCUACUCCAACAGAGUGGAAAGAGCCCAAAAACACUGGAGGAUGGAAUGAUUUCAAGAACAAUUGUUCUAACUGGGGAGGAGGAAGACCAGAUGAAAAAGUGACAGCAUCUUGGAAUGAGAAUUCUAACAAAGACCCAGGAUGGAAUGGACGGCCACCUAAUCAGGGAUGGUCUUCUGGAAAGAAUGGCUGGGGAGAGGAAGUUGACCAAACAAAAAACAGUAAUUGGGAAAGUUCAGGAAACAAGCCAAUGUCUGGUUGGGGUGAAGCUGGGCAAAAUGAGAUUGGGACUUGGGGUAAUGGUGCAAAUGUAAACUGUUCUUCAAAAGGAGGGUGGGAUAAUGGUAAAAGAACUCCAGCAUGGAAUGAUGCUGGUAGACAAACCAAUUCCUGGAAUAAUCAGCAACACCAACACCAUCCGCAGUCAGAAACACCUGGCUCAUGGGGCCCACCACCACAGCCUCCUGGUAAUGGGAGGCCACCCAAUCCUAACUGGAACAGUGGGCCACAGCCAACUGCCUCAAAGGAAGAGGAGCCCAGUGGCUGGGAAGAACCAUCCCCCCAAACAAUUAGCCGGAAAAUGGAUAUUGAUGAUGGCACUUCAGCAUGGGGAGAUCCCAGCAGUUACAACUACAAGAAUGUGAACCUGUGGGACAAGAACUCACAAGGUGGGCAAGCUCCACGAGAACAGAAUCUCCCAACUCCAAGAUCUAGCAAAGUAGCAACCUCAGUCUGGAACAAAAGCACACCUGCUGCAGAUAAUGGUACAGCUGCUUGGGGUGAACCAAAUGAAGCCAGUCCUGGAUGGGGUGAAGUUGAUGACACAGGGGCUUCUACAGGUUGGGGAAAUGGGCCCUCCAGUGCACCAAAUGCCAUAAAACCUAGUUCCAAACCACCUCAAGAUGGUUGGGGGGAUAAUGAUGGGCCAGUAACAGGAACACGGCAUUCCAGCUGGGAAGAAGAGGAUGAAGGAGGAGUCUGGAACACAGCAGGCUCUCAGGGAAGCAGUUCCUCCCAUAAUUCAACAAGCUGGGGACAAGGAGGAAAGAAACCACCAAUUAAGUGUUCGUUAAAAGGAGGAAGUAAUGAUUCAUGGAUGAAUGCUUUAUCUGAUCAGAUUUCAAAUAUGGGAUUGCUGAAUCAAACUGAGGACACUCCAGGCAAUAAGAUGGACUUAUCAGUAGGUGGUCUCCAGGAUAAGAAAUUUGAUGUGGAUAAACGAGGCGUGAAUCUUGGGGAUUUUAAUGACAUAAUGAGAAAAAAUCGGUCUGGUUUUCGUCCUCCUAAUUCCAAAGACAUGGGAACCCCAGAUGGUGGGCCUUACUUUGAAAAGCUGACUUUGCCUUUCUCCAAUCAAGAUGGGUGCCUUGGGGAUGAGGCUCCCUGCUCUCCCUUCUCCCCUUCUCCCAACUACAAGCUAUCUCCCUCUGGUUCCACACUACCCAGCGUCUGCCUUGGGGCAAUCGGCUCAGGGCUCAACCCCCAAACCUUCACUGCUAGACAAGGUGGCAAUCAAGGUCUGUAUGGAAACAGCACAACACAGUCGAGAGGAAUGCACCCACCAGUGCAGCCACUAAAUUCUUCCCCAAAUAUCCGGGCACAAGUGCCUCCCCAGUUUCUUUCUCCCCAGGUGUCUGCCUCCAUGCUCAAGCAAUUUCCUAACAGUGGUCUGAACCCAGGACUCUUCAAUAUGGGGCCCCAGCUUUCUCCUCAACAGAUUGCUAUGUUGAGCCAACUUCCACAGAUUCCCCAGUUUCAGCUUGCUUGUCAACUCCUCCUCCAGCAGCAGCAGCAACAACAACAACAACAACAACUGUUACAGAGUCAGAGAAAGAUUUCCCAAGUUGUACGACAACAGCAAGAGCAGCAGAUUGCCCGUAUGGUGAGCGCCUUUCAGCAACAGCAGAGGCAACCUAGCAUGAAACAUUCUCCAUCCCAUCCAGUUGGAUCUAAGCCACAUUUAGACAGCAUAGUACCUGGUGGUCUGAAUGUGAGUCUUUCGGAUAUACCCACCAAAGGGCAAAUUCCUGGAUACAGUUCAAGUUUUGGCUCAAGUGGCAUGGAUUAUGGCAUGGUGGGAGGGAAAGAAACUGGAACAGAAUCUCGCUUUAAACAAUGGACUUCUAUGAUGGAUGGGUUGCCAUCUGUAGCUUCCCAAGAUGCCAGUAUGCACAAAAAUGGGACGAUUGUGCCCCCCGGAAAAGCCCGAGGGGGGUCACCCUAUAAUCAAUUUGAUAUAAUCCCUGGUGACCCACUGGGCAGCCAUACAGGUCCUGCUGGAGAUAGUUGGUUACCAGCCAAAUCUCCACCAACAAGUAAGAUUGGAAGCAAAUCCAGCAAUGCCAGUUGGCCUCCAGAGUUUCAGCCAGGAGUGCCAUGGAAAGGUAUUCCAAACAUUGACCCUGAAUCUGACCCCUAUGUGACCCCAGGAAGUGUGCUUGGGGGUACAGCCACAUCCCCCAUUGUAGAUACUGAUCACCAACUUCUACGGGACAACAACACAGGGUCUAAUUCUUCCCUCAACACCUCGCUGCCUUCACCUGGUGCCUGGCCCUACAGUGCCUCUGACAAUUCCUUCACAAAUGUUCAUAGCACUUCAGCAAAGUUCAGUGAUUACAAAUCAACAUGGUCCCCAGAUCCCAUAGGACCCAAUCCCACUCACCUCUCCAACAAGAUGUGGAAAAACCAUAUUUCCUCAAGAAACACUACAGGGCUGCCCCGCCCACCUCCUGGUCUGAGUAAUCCAAAACCAUCCUCUCCCUGGAGUAGCACAGCACCCCGCUCACUAAGGGGGUGGGGAGCACAGGAUUCAAGGCUUGCCUCUGCCUCUACAUGGAGUGAUGGUGGAUCUGUUCGUCCCAGCCACUGGCUGGUUCUUCACAAUCUCACUCCACAGAUUGAUGGGUCAACUUUGAGGACCAUCUGCAUGCAGCAUGGUCCACUGCUGACAUUCCAUCUGAACCUGACCCAAGGCACCGCUCUUAUCCGAUACAGCACCAAGCAGGAGGCAGCCAAGGCCCAGACUGCACUGCACAUGUGCGUUUUGGGAAACACUACCAUCCUGGCUGAGUUUGCCACAGACGAAGAGGUUAGUCGCUUUCUGGCACAAGCUCAGCCUUCUACACCUGCAGCAACACCCAGCACACCUGCAACAGGCUGGCAGUCUUUAGAGACAGGACAGAACCAGACAGAUCCAGUUGGACCUGCUUUGAAUCUUUUUGGAGGGUCAACAGGGCUUGGGCAGUGGAGCAGCGGUGGUGGCAGCAGCAGUGGGGGUGACCUUGCUGGUGCUUCAUUAUGGGCCUCCCCAAAUUACUCUUCAAGCUUGUGGGGGGUUCAAAGUGUAGAAGAUCCCCACAGGAUGGGAAGCCCUGCUCCCUUACUACCUGGAGACCUUCUAGGCGGAGGGUCGGAUUCAAUCUGAACUUAAAACUUUCAACUCUGACCUCGUGACCUUUUUUUGGAACAGCAGCAGCACUAACUUGACCUUUUCUUUUUUUUCAACUUGCAAUAAAUACAUUUUAAAAGGAAAAAAGAAAAUGGAGAGAGAAAAAAGGUGGGUCAUUGACAGGACUGUCUGAGCACAUAGUUGCCUCCCUUAUAACUUCAGUUUUUUUGUUUGGAAUAUGAAUCCAAAAAGAGAACAUAUCACUCUUGAAAUACUUGAAUCAUGAACGCCAACUUAGAAAGACAAUGUGAAGCAAGUACACAUACCAUUUAAAUCUAAACACAAAAAAUUAAAAAAAUUAGUUUCUAGUUUUUCACUUUUUCAUGUUAUACAGAAGUUGUUGCUAAGAAACAUAUAUACUGAAAAAUAGCUUUUUAACUUCGUUUGCACUGGGUGUGUUUCCGUCCUUAGGUCUACUAUGUCGGGAACGGGCGGGGUUCAAAAGAAUUGGGGUUGGGGUGGGAAGACUUGACGGAGCCUCACUUUAAAAAACAAAAAAGGAAAAAAAAACACUUUGUGAUUGGCUGGUUGAUAUAAACCAGUAUGUUCUGGCACAUGUAACUGCCCAUGUGUGUGUGUUUCUGUGAGAGCGUGUAUGUGUGCAUGAUUGUGUGUAUGUGUGUGUGUAUAUAAGCAUUUUUGUCUUGGAAAGCUGCAUUGCUGUUGGUCAGCAACCUAUCUGGCUAAACUCUUGCUGAAUAAUGAUGGUGCCUGUGACUGGUGCAAAAUCAAAUUGACCUGUGUUAAAAGCUGACAGUUGGUGGUAUUUUUAUUUUGGCAGGGUAUUCAGUGCCGUACAGAUCUUGUUCUGACCCUGACACAGAGCAAAACACUGCCAUAUCCUAAGGAUUUGGUGAGAGGGGUGCCAGUGUGAAUAUUCAGAGUUUUUUUUUGGGGGGGGGGAGCGGGGAUAUUCUGUUUUGCCUAGAAGUAUAUUUGUGUCUCUAAUGAGAAUUUUUUGGUGAACCCAAGUUAACUUUUUAUGACAAGGUCUUUCACCUUUUGGAAAACAGCUGAGUAACGGGCAUCACAUUUCUUUGUGACAAAGACCUAUGUAAUGGUUGAAGCUUCUGCAGUACUUAAAAACUGAAUCCUGUACCUGUUCCUCAAGUCUGUAUACAAAGGUUCUUGUAAUCCAUUAAUGGAAAAUCCACCAAAAUUCUUGUAUUUUCUUAAGAGAUCUGCUGUUUGUGACAAAACUAAAAUGUCAGUAGUUUGCUGGCCUAUCUCAUUGUGAAAGCACAUGCAGCAACUUUUUGUUCUCCUUUCUCCAUAGUGAGCGUUACCUGUGCCAGGCCUAGGUGUAUUACAGCACCAGACCAUCACUGACAGAAACGUUUACUUACGAAUGUUCUUAAACCAGUGUGUACUUUGAGCAUUUUUUCUCUCUGUGUAUUUCCUGUGUAUGUCUUGCUUAGGCUUUGCUUAGGCAGGCAUAUAACUAGCAAAGACUUCUUUUGUUUAUAAAGUAUUGCACCUUUAUUAUUUUUA